ACUCCGACAGAGAAACACCUAUCCCCCCCUCUCACCAUGCUCAAUAUAGUGUUAAUUCAUCUGAUAGUUAUUCCAAUUCUUUACUCAACCAGCAAACCUUUUUUUUCCAAUAAUUGGCCACCUCAUCCUGGAGAUACUCCUAGGCCACCUCAUCCUGGAGAUACUCCUAGGCCACCUCAUCCUGGAGAUACUACUACGUCAAUUCAUCCUGGAGAUACUCAUAGGCCACCUCAUCCUCCUGUAGAUACUCCUAGGGAACACCACUAUCCCCUAAACAGCGCCAAUCCUCAAGAUUUUAGAAGCAUCUUCCCGGAAGCCUGGCAUCUUAGUAACAUUAAUAUUCAACAUAAGAAUUCACCAAGGACCAGGGACCCCGCCACCUCCGUAUUGGAGUAUGGAGAAGGCAGGGGUAAGAGCUGGGAUACGGACAGCCACAAACCUAAUAAGUUUUCUCAAUUCUCAAACUCAGAAAACCAAAAUAAAGCAGAGGAAAUAAAUACAAAUGAAGAAAAAGAUGAAAUUCGAAGAGGUGAAGAGGAAGAAUGGCGGCCAGAAAUGGUUGAAAACGAUGUAAAUGAGAUGAUGGAGAAAAGAGGUGAAACUACUGAGAACGGAUUAAAUUUGAUAAAUCCGCAAGAAAAUGAUAAAAUAAUGAUGGAUAUUCUUUAUAAUAUUUACUUCAAACAUCCUCAGCUAAUGACAAGUUUACUGCGUGGAGUUGAGUCUGGUGAAGGUUUAACUUUAUCUGGGUCCCGGAGCAGCAGGAAUUUCAAACCUAUGAGAGAAGCUGAAAACCCAACCCAGCAACAUCUUCAGAGCAGUGUUCUCCUUUACCCUACACGCCCCCUAAUAGAAGAUCUACUCCAUGGAACACGCCCCCAGGAGCUACAAGGUCAGGUUCCCCGACGACAACCUCCACGACCACAGGGUGUCCGAGAUAGAGAACGAGCUGCGUCUGAUCUAAUGUAUGUUUCCUUCAUGGAUAGAGAUAAAGAUAUGAUACCGUAUCCUAGGAUGGGAUAAACAUGUACUAACAAUUAGAUAUGGGGAUCUUUUUGUUUCUAAACAUUCAAUGCAUUUCCACAAAAAAACCUGAUGUGUUUAUUUUAUUUCAAAAUUGAUGGUUUUGAUUAGAAUGUCCAAAUUUGUACUCUGAAUAUGAAAAAGGGCAAAGCAAA
Eurytemora carolleeae is the source of this 1178-nucleotide messenger RNA. RefSeq lists its product as uncharacterized. The transcript has 6 exons. Bases 37 to 1023 code for a protein of 328 amino acids. NCBI's taxonomy places the organism in Eukaryota, Metazoa, Arthropoda, Copepoda, Calanoida, Temoridae. The record is from RefSeq and is a predicted model, not a curated record.